UCCAUUUCUCAACAUAUGGCGACGAGAACUGAAACGAGUUCUCGCGAUAACUCAACGUCGAGGGGAGUGUCAAAUUCCAAGAGAGGAGAGGAGAGGGGAGCCACAGAGAGGGGCGCAAGGUUACAUUGCAAGCUCUUUGCAAAAAUGGGGGACGACCGACCUUUUGUGUGCAUUGCUUCUGGCUGUGGACAGAGGUUUACCAAUGAGGACCACUUGGCUGUACACAAACACAAGCAUGAGAUGACACUGAAAUUUGGACCAGCCAGGACUGACUCUGUCAUUAUUGCAGACCAGACACCUACUCCCACCCGCUUCUUAAAGAACUGCGAGGAAGUUGGUCUGUUCAAUGAGCUGGCCAGCUCCUUCGAACAAGACGAGGAUGACAAGAGAGCAAAGAACUCUCUCCCUGCUCCCAACUCUGUGGCUGUGGACAUGAGCAUGCAGACAGCAUCAGACGUGAAGGUGAAAGAAGAGGAACCUGUAGAGGUUGACUCCUCGGCACCAAGCAGCCCUGAUUCUUACUCUGAAGAUUCUGACAACUACACGCCUCUGGUUAAAGGAAAGGACACACCACCCAGAAGUUCCGCCCCCACCCCGACUAUUGUGCGUCCAGGUUCCCUCCAACUACACUUGGGCUUUGAUGCCCUUCAGCCCACCAUGCCGUCACCCACCUCUGUCAUCACACAGACACCACCUUCCAAUCGAACUCUGGGUUCGCCAACCAGCCACUACCCCAUGAUGAUGCUUCCUUCUGGUCAGGCAGUGCCUGUGCUCCCUGGUCCAGGACAGAUGUCCUCUGUCAUAAAUCUGGUCCGACCCAUGAGCAUGGUACCCAACAUUCCUGGAAUCCCCGGUCCUCCUCUGGGAGGCAGCAGCAGCGGCUCUAACUCCCCUUCUGGCUACAGCAUCCACUCAGAGGCCAAGAUGCGUCUGAAGGCUGCACUGUCGCAGCAGAGCCCGUCAGGAUACCAUAUGGGGAUGAUGGCCAUGGGCGGCAGCCCUAUGAUACCUCAGAGGGCAGAGCAGAGCCAGCUGCUGGUCCAACAUCCAGAUGCUCCGUCACCUGCACAACCUCAGGUAUCUCCAGCACAGCCUACAGGUGGGCGGCGGCGGCGGACGGCAGAAGAUGACCCAGAUGAACGAAGGCAGCGGUUCCUCGAGAGGAAUCGGGCCGCUGCAUCGCGCUGCAGACAGAAACGCAAAUAUUGGGUCAGCUCUCUAGAGAAGAAGGCUGAGGAGCUCUGCAACAUGAACGUCUCGCUGUCGAAUGAAGUGUCUCUGUUACGGAACGAGGUGGCUCAUUUAAAGCAGCUGCUGCUAGCCCACAAGGACUGUCCUGUGACCACCCUACAGAAGAGGACUGCCUACUUAGCCGUAGAAGAUAGCAUGAAAGACACCACAGAGCCUACAGGCUCGCCUGCCCCGGUGAUCCAGCACAGCUCUUUGGCACACAGCCCCUCUGCAGGGCACAACGGCCUGAGCUCAAGGGCAGCAGCUGAAGCCAUGGCUAUGUCUGUUCUGGCAGGAAUGGGCCAGCAGCAGAGGGCUGAGAGUGGACCCUCUCACAUUAUCAUGGCUGCACAGUCUCAAUCUGCUGCCAGAUGAUGAGCGAUGCCACCACCGCCCAGACUUGGCUCACAAUCAUCACCCAGGGAUAGAAAAGAGCAGCGGACCCAUUUUUUCAUCUUCCCCUUCGUCCUUCGCGGUGCUCCUCUGCUCUCUGACCCUCUUGUGGAGCCAUCAAGCUGUGGCCUGAAGCUCAGCAGCAGCCUUCUGAGAAUGGACUGAGACUUUUGAGAGAGAGCUUCCUGUUCACUUUGCCAUAGACUACAGGGGCUGGACUCCAACCUCCCAUCCUCGUUUCCCACUCUGUGCUUCCCCGCUUAUCUCUCCUCACUGGACUGUAGGACUGCAUCGCUCUGAGUGGAUGCCACCAUGAACUUCCCAUGUGGACACGUGCACAUCUUCUAACACACUAGGUGUUUUGCAUAAACAUUCUCGAUCAAAUCAGAUACCAAACAACACACAGGACGUUACACUGUUUUCAGCAGGGAUUUGUGCCUUGUGGUCCUCGACUUGUCGGCCAUGCACACACCCACACACGCCAUCACAGCAUACGUCCCUGAACAACCGUGGUUCCAAAAUGCAGUAGUUGUCUAGACGUCAGUGACUCGGAUCUCAAAUACUCACUCAAACCUUUUGUAAAUGGUUCCACCAUUUUUGGGUCCAUCUCAACAUGGACCUAAAAACCUUACCUCAAUUACUCCCCUUUUAUGAUAAAAUGAAUAAACUGUGUGUGUGAGAUAAGCUCUGUGCGUAUAUAUUUAUGUACAUCACAACACAGCAGUUUGCCUACUCCUGAACUGAUACGUUAAUAGCUGGGUUGUUAGCAUGUGACUAUUAGGGUGUUAUAAUGUUGACACAGCUAUGUGCAGCUAUAUACUUUUUUGUUAUUAAUUGGCACAUUGUCCCAAAUUUGUCCACAGAACCAGAACCAAAAUCCAUUGGAUUGACUUUGUAUUAUCUUGUAUGAGCAACAGUUUUUCUGACCUGAAGGGAAUUCAACCUCUCCCCUCUGCCUUACUUUCCUCUAAAACAGACAGUUUAGCUGUUUCUUGGUUUGUAAGUGGAUGCCUUUUCCAUUUUAUAUGAAACUAUUCUAGUGACUGUGUUUCUCUGUGUGGGCCCUGGACUUACUGUAACUGUUAUUUUCACACUUCUCAGGAUGGUUGCACAUCCUUGCUGCUCGUUGGAAGUGCGAUGAACCCAGUCACCUUGCGCUUUACCAAACCUAAACUAAGCCAUACUGACCACAAAUCAGAUAUCUGACUCUCCAAAGACCACCGUGUACUUGUUCUGGGGACAGGAAGUAACUAGCCUUACUGUUAUUUUGUGACUCAGAGGUCAAAGUGACAAAAUCUACAGUAUAUCCCUGCUUGUUACUUGCACUUACACUCAGUCUCACAUACAGUGUCUGAUGAUUUUGCCUUAAGAUCACAUUGGUGCCUCCAAUAACCCCCAAAAACAUGCAGAUUUGCUCUAUGGAAAAAACAAUGGAGCCUGAAAAAAAUGUAUUUGUAUCAAUUUGUCAAUUUCCUCAAAUAAAAAAUCUUAUCGAUGAGGAACAAAUGAUUUCCUCAUUGAAGAUUCCUCAAAGCCUUUAAAAUGAAUGGAUAAUGAAACCAUUAAUCUCUUUAGUGACAUAAAACGAUCCCAUACUUGCCUGUCAUCUGGUGGAGAGACACAGCAAAUACAUCUUCACUGGAAAGAAAAGCUGAUGUCUUUUGACUGUUAAUGAAUGGCUCCAGUUCUUUAUAAAUCCCACCCAGAUAUUUGACCAAGAUAUCAGUAUGUUUUUUCAUAAACACCAAGACAAGCUGUUGGCUUGCCUUGUUUUUCUUCCCGUAUGUCGUCUUUUUCUUUCCAUUUCUCUGAUAGGAUCAUAUAUUUGCCAGAUGUGAUAUUUCAAAAACAAGAUAUCUGUCCAUUAACACGAGGGCAUGUCUUUAUGCACUAAAAUAAUGCAAGUUCAUUGUUGCUUUGUAUUCCUGUUCUGUUCAUUUAAAGUUGUUGCAGUUCUCUUGCCCCAGGGGUAUCAGAUACUUUAAAAAAAAAAAUCAUGUUUCUCCUUUCUGUACUGUAUUCAUUAAUGGGAAUAUGCCCGGCAACUUUAAAACUUUUCACCUUUGACUGAAACCUUUGUCCUACAGUCCCGUGGGAGAGCCCGACAUUUUGUUGUACUUCAGAGCUGGCACUAUAUUUGGCUGGCAGUCCCUUUAUAGACGAUUGUUCAUAUGAAAUGAAAAGUCAAACUAUAUUUAGCUUUCAUGUAAUUCAUGUCCUUGGCACCUUUUCUGUCCUUUUUUCUGUUUUCUUGUGUUGUGUGCUAUUUUCAGCACUAUACAACCCUUGUCAUAACGCUUCUGAUUGUACUGAUGAAUAUAGAAACUAAUUUCUUUAACACAGAGAUUUAUUUUUUGUUUGUUUGGUUUUCUACAGAAAAAUAUCAUUAGUCCUCUUUCAAAAAGUGAUUUUGUUACAUCUGUAAAGAUGAAUUUGGUCGUGUCUCUUGACUAUCCUUAUAACUUAUUUUUUAAUUGGUCAACUAACAAUGGUCAUAACAGUCUUUUGGCAUAUUAAUAUUACCUAGAAUUGUUGUGAAAAGAGCAAUUUAUUGAAAAAUAGAACAAAGUGAAAGUUGAAUAGUAAAUUAAUGGUGUUUCACACUCCCACUGUUGGACUGAUAAUUUCAAAAAUUGUCCCUGUACUGUACAUAUCUGUACUAUAUGAAUAUAUUUACUUUUCCAUGCAUGUCCAAGUGGAAUACUAUGAACACUUACAGUGCUGCAGUUUUAAUUAAAGAAACUACAUACUUAAU
Molecule: messenger RNA, 4378 nt
Organism: Cyclopterus lumpus (lumpfish)
Lineage: Eukaryota; Metazoa; Chordata; Actinopteri; Perciformes; Cyclopteridae
Gene: atf7a
Product: activating transcription factor 7a
Exons: 12
Coding region: 16-1605 (529 amino acids)
Biological process (GO): regulation of transcription by RNA polymerase II
Molecular function (GO): DNA-binding transcription factor activity, RNA polymerase II-specific; cAMP response element binding
Source: RefSeq, a predicted model, not a curated record